Boleophthalmus pectinirostris (great blue-spotted mudskipper) is the source of this 1741-nucleotide messenger RNA. RefSeq names its product high affinity choline transporter 1-like. Gene Ontology annotation, molecular function: choline:sodium symporter activity. Bases 1 to 1680 code for a protein of 559 amino acids. NCBI's taxonomy places the organism in Eukaryota, Metazoa, Chordata, Actinopteri, Gobiiformes, Gobiidae. The record is from RefSeq and is a predicted model, not a curated record. Gene Ontology annotation, cellular component: plasma membrane. The transcript has 8 exons. Gene Ontology annotation, biological process: transmembrane transport; acetylcholine biosynthetic process; choline transport.
AUGGGGGUGAACAUACCUGGACUGAUUGCUAUGGUGAUUUUCUACCUGCUGGUUCUUGGGACGGGUAUCUGGGCUUCUUUGAAAUCCAGAAGGGAACAGAAGAAAAAUGCAGCAUCUGAAAUCGAGAUGACUCUCCUGGGGAACCGCGGCAUCGGCCUGGUGGUGGGCGUCUUCACCAUGACAGCCACUUGGGUUGGAGGAGGCUUCAUAGUGGCCAUAACUGAAAUGGUGUACACCCCCUCUAUGGGUCUGACCUCAGGCCUCAUUAUGUUAGCCGCCUACUCUGUCUCAUUUCUACUCUGUGGCUGUGUGUUUGCUGAACCUUUACGAGACCAAAAGUGCGUGACCAUGAUGGAUCCCUUCCACAGGAAGUACGGCAAAGGCUUCACAGCUGUCAUGUGUAUGGUCUCAGUUUUUAUGGACGUACUCUGGAUGGGUACAACACUUAUCGGUUUGGGUGCUACCAUCAGUGUGGUCCUGGACCUGUCCUACACUGUGAGCAUCUGGAUCUCUGCAGCUGUGGCCAUCACCUACACUCUGAUGGGAGGACUCUACUCUGUGGCGUACACCGACAUCAUCCAACUGACCCUUAUCUUCUUUGGUCUGGGGAUCUGUGUUCCCUUUGUGCUGAUUAACCCUUACUCUGUGAACAUUGGCGAAACACUGAUGAACAACACCCUGCACUCUCCCUGGAUCGGUGCACCAAACCCAACAAGAAUCUGGAUUAUGAUGGAUGAUUUUUUAUUUUUGGCAGUGGGAAGUGUAGCGUUCCAGGCCUUUCACCAGAGGACGCUGUCUGCUUCUUCAACCAGGUCAGCUAAGAUCACCUGCUCCAUUGCUGCUUUGGGAAUCCAGGUCUUUGGAAUAGCUCCCAUUCUGUUUGGCGCAGCUGCGGCAUCCACAGACUGGAACCAGACGUCGUACGGGUCUCCUUCUCCUUAUGAGCGAGGAGAAGGUGCUCGGGUGCUGCCCAUCAUGUUGCAGUUCCUCACUCCCUCUUACAUCUCCAUCAUUGGAAUCGGCUGUGUGGCCGCUGCUGUCAUGUCCUCUGCAGACUCAGCGCUGAUGUCGGCCUCUUCAGUCUUUUCAGUCAAUGUGUACAAGAACAUCAUAAGACCCCAGGCCUCAAACAGAGAGAUGCAGUGGGUGAUCCGGGCCUGUGUGUUUGUGGUCGGUGUCACUGGGACUGCUCUCACCACCUUGAGAAAUAGCACGUUACUGUUCUGGUUUCUGGCAGCUGAAGUGGCUUAUGUUGUAGUCUUCCCCCAGUUCUUCUGCGUCCUCUUCUUACAAAGGACCAACCUCUAUGGAGCUAUCGCGGGCUUGCUCCUCGGCUUUCCUUUCCGGCUGAUGUGUGGAGAUCCCUCACUAGGACUGCCUCCAGUACUACGUUUCCCAGGAUGCACUCUGGAGGGCGGGGUUUACGUCCAGUACUCUCCCAUUAAAACCAUCUCCAUGUUGUCUUCCUUGGCUACCAUUGUGUUCUUCUCCUAUUUGUUUUCUCAGCUCUUCAACCGAGGUCACCUUCCUGAGCGAUGGGACGUGUUCCAUGUGAAAGUUCAGACAUCACUGCAACCAGGACAAAAAAAUAAGGGCACCCACACAAGUGAUACAGAUAUGAAGAUGUCAAAAGCUGACUUUGAAAUGGAAGCUUUGGACCCAGAGAGAAACAGAUCAUAAAGAAACUCAAGACGAUCUUUAACAACUACAAACAGGUUCCUAGAUAUUCUAUCAGCCUACA